This is a messenger RNA of Silurus meridionalis, 2666 nucleotides long. It is a transcript of the gene lonrf4, whose product is annotated as LON peptidase N-terminal domain and ring finger 1. The record is from RefSeq and is a predicted model, not a curated record. Lineage: Eukaryota; Metazoa; Chordata; Actinopteri; Siluriformes; Siluridae. Bases 476 to 2239 code for a protein of 587 amino acids. Gene Ontology annotation, molecular function: protein binding. The transcript is spliced from 12 exons.
AUGUAACUUACGGCGUCAGAACAGAGCUCGGAACUUACUGUAAGUGCGAUUAGACACAGGGAACAGAAAAGAUGUACACUUUGUAAUAAAAUAUUCAGACAAAAAGCAGAGCUGAUCGACUAAAAUCGGAUGGAACAAAGGUAAAACAGCGUCUCUACAACCGAAGCGGUGAGAACCUAUUUAUCAUGCACAACACCGGAAAGCGCUCCCGUUUUGUUUCUCCAAUAAAGACCGAGAUGUGAACUGCAGCGAAUUUUCUGCAACCGGAUUAUUUUAUUGUUUAAAAAAAAGUCUCGAUGUUUAGUUUCGGCACGAUUUUCGAGAAGCUCAUGUAAGUAUAUCACAGCUGCUGCCUGAACUGACACUUCACCUUCCACAGCUCGACGCACCCGCUUCUCCUCCCUCAAAGCUUUUGUUAUAAACGACUGUGGGCAGCUGUAUUUCGCCUUGCGUUUACACGGAAAAUCAGUGUGACAUGGAGCAUCUGGAGUGUCCCAUAUGCCUGUUUCUUCUGUAUGAACCGGUGACGAUGAGUUGCGGUCACAGUUUCUGCCGCCGGUGCAUUGUGGGGACGUGUGUGCCGUCCAGAUGCCCAACCUGCAUGGAGAGACUAAAGCAGAGGGACGCAAAGAACACAAAAAACAACGUUCUGCUCUUCUGUAUUAUUGAGAAAUAUUGUCCCGAGGAAACCAAGGCGACCUGCGAAAUACAGGAAAUGUUAAGAGCUCAAGAGUUUACCAAAGCACUACGUAUGGCUGAAGAGAGGAUAGAAGCAGCUCCUGAUGAUUUGAGUCUGAAAACGUGGAGAGCUGAGGCCAACAUGGGGCUUCAGUGCUUUUCCAAAGCUCUCCAAGACCUGGAAGAAUUGUGCUCUGCCAGACCCAACUGGGCUGAGGCUUAUUUCCGGAAAGGGAAUGUGCUGCUGGAGAUGGGGAGACUGACUGAAGCUCUCAUGCAGUUCCAUCACUGUCUGAAAGAACAACCUGAGUUUGCUGCUGCUAAGAACCAAAUUAGAAAGAUCUUGGAGAUGGAGGGUAUGGCCACACCAGAGGAGGUUCCCCAGAUCCUACAAAUUGUGGACGACUACCUUCGAGACUGCAGUUCUCAAAAUAAUAAAUCAGGUUCUCUACCCACUAAUGGCCUGAAGUUACCCUGGAACCAAGUGGACGUAAAGUUAAACUGUGAACAGACUACAUCCAAAAUCAAGCACAACUCCAGUACAACCGAGUGCUGCUUAAGCUUUCGCCAGCCUGAGUCUUUCUUUUCCACAGCCCAGGAGAGUGAAGAGCUGAUGAUAAAGAAGGAGGAUGUACCAAUGAGAGCAGACCGGGAGAUGUCCCCCCUGACUGUGUCUGACUUUGAGUGCCCCCUCUGCUUCAGGCUGUUCUAUGAUCCGGUUACAACACCAUGCGGCCACACAUUCUGCAAGAACUGUAUUGAGAGAAGUCUCGACCAUAAUCUCUGCUGUCCACUCUGUAAACAAGCACUGCAGGAAUUUUUUAAGAAUAGGAAGUACAACCCCACAGUCGUGCUGCAGGAGAUUAUGACCCGCCUCUUCCCCCAGCAGCUGGCUGAAAGGAAACAGGUGCAUGAUGCUGAGAUGGCUGAGCUUUCUAAUUUGACCAAAGACAUCCCAAUCUUUGUCUGUACUGUGGCCUACCCUGGAAUCCCGUGCCCACUGCAUGUAUUUGAACCACGCUACAGGCUGAUGAUGCGCCGAUGUAUAGAGACCGGCACCAAGAAAUUUGGCAUGUGCAGCUAUGAGCAUGGCAAAGGGUUUGCAGAUUAUGGAUGCAUGCUGGAGAUUCUGGACCAGAAUGUGCUCCCUGAUGGCCGUUCUUAUGUGGAAACAGUGGGAGGAAGCCGAUUCCGUGUGCUCCGGAGAGGCCAGCGGGACGGCUACCAAACAGCUGACAUUGAGUACCUCCAAGACCAUAAGGCACAUGAUGCUGAGCUUGAAAUGCUGCAACGCCUCCAUGACAGUGUGUAUCAGCAGGCCAGGGAGUGGUACCAAAGACUCAACAGCCGCAUCCUGGAGCAGAUCAACCGCCAGUAUGGAGACAUGCCUGAGAGAGAAGAUAACAUUCAGGCAUCUGCUGACGGUCCGGCCUGGUGCUGGUGGCUGCUGUCUGUGCUGCAGUUAGAUCCAGCCUACCAGACUACAGUACUGUCCCUUACCUCACUGAAGGACCGAUUAGGACAUCUGCGCAUUGUACUGGAGUACUUUUCUCAGAGAUAAAACACACACACACACACACACACACACACACACACACACACACACACACACACACACACACACACACACACACACACACACACAGAGUACCUUCCAUUUAAAUCUUUGAAAAUGCAGCUUAUUAAUGUAAUAAUGCUACUGUAUGUCUGCACCUAACCUUAACCACAAAAACCAAAAGAAAACUUUUUGGUUGUUUUGGCUUUUUUUAAUUAAAGCUGCAGAUUUACAUAUUUGGUGUUCAUCAAAUUAGAAAAUCAUGUUUGCACACGCUCAGAAAUACGCACAAACACACAAAAACAUGCACUCAAUUUGUGUCUUUCUUAUACUGCCUUAGAGAAAAAUCACAUUUUUGCUGUAAUGGUUAGUGUGUGUAAAAGGUUUAUGGCUUUUGUAUACUGAGUUUCCAAAUACAUUUUGAUUGAUUUGC